Messenger RNA from Triticum dicoccoides, 681 nucleotides. RefSeq lists its product as uncharacterized. The coding region runs from base 130 to 411 and encodes 93 amino acids. The record is from RefSeq and is a predicted model, not a curated record. NCBI's taxonomy places the organism in Eukaryota, Viridiplantae, Streptophyta, Magnoliopsida, Poales, Poaceae. The transcript is spliced from 2 exons.
AAACCGCAUCCUUCUUCCUCAUCGAUCCUAUCCCUCCCCUCCCCGGCUCCCCCUGGCCAUACGCCCAUACCCAAGAAACACAGCACUUCCCAUCUCAACUCCACUCCACUCCGGUCCGGUCCGACCGCUAUGGCCACUCCAAGAUUUCUCGCCGUCAUCCUCGUCGCGGCUCUCCUCGCGCUUUCCUUCUCGCAAGGGGCGGUGGUGGUGGUGGAGGGCAGGAAGGUGCAGGUGAUGAGGGCGGUGGGGCGGUGGCGCUCGCCCCUCCGCGGCGUCCGGUUGCAGGAGCAGCAGGAGGGCGGCGGGAUGGUGUCGACGGUGAUGGACUACUCGGAACCCAAGGCCAACACCAACCCCCGCGGCAGCGUGCCCGCCGCGCCGGAGGACCCCACCUCGCCGCCGUGGCACUGAUCGAUGGACGCAUUUGCGUGUAGAGGACGAAAACGCCAGGAGGGAUCCGAACGAACGGCUCUUCUCCCCCCUGUCUUCCGGCGGUAAAUCUUUGAUGAGUUGGUUGAUCUGGAGAAUUGUAUUUAGUGCUUAUGUUUUGAGUUUUUAUCCCUCGAUCUGUACGUUUCCCCCCUGCAUGCUGCCAUCUGUACAACCCAUCUAUGUGUGCUCUGCAAUAAGAUCAUCAACAUUGUGCCAUUGAUGCAUAUAUGGUGGAUGCCCUUCCAUGAA